Molecule: messenger RNA, 9196 nt
Organism: Scomber japonicus (chub mackerel)
Lineage: Eukaryota; Metazoa; Chordata; Actinopteri; Scombriformes; Scombridae
Gene: col7a1
Product: collagen, type VII, alpha 1
Exons: 117
Coding region: 1-9078 (3025 amino acids)
Molecular function (GO): serine-type endopeptidase inhibitor activity; protein binding
Source: RefSeq, a predicted model, not a curated record
AUGUGGAGCUGGGUUUUCAUUGUGACAGUCCUGCUGUCCUCCAUGCGACAGGCUGAAGCUCAGGGCAGGUGUAAUAAUGUGCAAGCAGCAGAUAUUGUUUUCUUGGUUGAUGGGUCUUCCAGUAUUGGCAGAGCCAACUUCCUGCAGGUGAAGGGCUUUAUGGCUGGAAUUGUCAAGCCAUUUGCCAACUCUGUUGGCGAGUCAGGGAUACGGUUUGGGGCCAUACAAUACAGUGACACUUCCAGGGUUGAAUUCACCUUUUCUACGUACCUGAAUGGCACUGAGUUGGUCAACGCUGUACAGAAUCUGAACUAUAAGGGUGGAAAUACACGCACUGGUGCUGGACUCAAGUUUGUUGCUGAUAACUUCUUCAACCCUACGUCCAGUAGGAAUGUCCCAAAGAUCACCAUCCUGAUCACAGAUGGGAAGUCACAGGACAGUGUGCAGGAACCAGCACAGAAGCUGCGCAGUCAGGGAGUGCAUGUUUUUGCAGUUGGUAUAAAGAGUGCAGACAGAAAUGAAUUGGCUCAGAUCUCCUCCCAGCCCAGCAGUGAUUUUACUUCCUUUGUCGGGGACUUCAAAUUGCUGAACACCCUUCUUCCUCUUGUGAGCCCACGAGUGUGUUCUAAAGCAGGAGGAGUCUAUGCCAGCGAUGAAGCAUUUUCUGGUCCGUCCAACAUUCAGUUCACAGCCCAGACGUCUGACUCACUCAGAUUCCGCUGGAGUUCUGCAGGGGGGCCUGUGAGUGGCUAUGUAGUCCAGUACGUGCCACUCUCAGGCUUGGGUCAACCUAUCACAGCAGAACUGCAACAGGAAACUGUCUCUGCCAGUCAGAAGACCUUUACUGCUCGAGAGUUAAGGUCAGGAACCGACUAUCUGGUGACUAUCAUUGCUCAAUACCCCAACAGUGUGGGAGAAUCUGCCUCUGCCAAGCAACGAACCAGGUCCUUGCCAGGGGUCUCCAGUCUACGUCUGGUGCAGGCAGGCUUUUUCUCUCUCUCUGUUGGCUGGGAGCAGGCAUCAUCUCCUGUCCAGGGAUACAGACUUACCUAUGGACCACGAGGUCAGCCAGCAGCUCAACUGUUGGAGCAGUCUCUGUCUGCAGACUCCACAUCUGUCACCCUGGAGUCACUGCAGCCGGACACAGAGUAUGUCAUCAGCCUCUACCCCCUGUUCCCCCGAAACUCUGCGUCACCGUCCACCCUCAAUGCCCGCACAUUGCGCCUUGAGGCAGUGCAGCAGUUAUCAGUGGAGACAGCGUCAGAGGGCAGCGUCCAUGUGCGGUGGAGAGCAGUCACUGGCACGCGGGCCUACCGUCUUGUCUGGGGACCAUUCACUGGCCGAAAUGUUGAGACUGUUGAGGUUGCUGGUGACAGUCAGUUUCACACUUUGUCCGGACUUCAGCCAGACACUGAGUACAUCCUCACUAUCAUCCCGCUGUAUGAGGGCAACACAGAGGGCCCUGUAGCAACGGCAAGAUUCAAGAUAGAGCGUCAGGAGCAGCAGGUCCUCAGAGCAACUAUCACCGGACCCACCUCUAUCCGCCUCACCUGGAGAAUCAUUCAGUCCUCUCGGGGGUACCGGCUAGAGUGGAAGGCGGGUGAAGGAGGCCGUGCCCAGACUGUGUCGAUACCUAGAAGCACCAGCAGCUAUGAGCUAACAGGCCUUCAGCCCAACACAGAAUAUGUCAUCACCCUGUACACCCUGUUUGAAGGUCGUGAAGAGGCCACACCUGUGUCCACCACAUCCAGAGAGGAACAGCCAGUCGGGAGGGUGUCCAACCUGAGAGUGGUGGAGUCUCUGGGCAGCACUGUGAGACUCGGCUGGACUGGUGUUACUGGGGCUACACAAUACCGGAUCAUUAUCCUAAACACUGAGGCGGGGACAGAAAAAAUUCAGCUUAUUCCUGGGAACCAGACAACCCUUGACCUCAGAGACCUGACAGUGGGGGUGUCUUAUGGUGUGAGUGUCACAGCACUGGUGGGAGAAAAUCAAGGAGAACCAGUGACAGUCUACAUCAAACCAGAGCAAGGUGCUGGCAGAGUUAGUAACCUCAGAGUUACAAACGCAAACAGCCGGAGAAUUCGCAUUGCCUGGACAGGUGUUACUGGGGCAACAGGGUACAGGAUUACCUGGAGACAAGGCAACAAUGCGGAACAGUCUCGUCCUGUGGGUGCGGAUAUCUUGGCCUAUACCAUAGAUGGCCUACAACCAGAUCAGGUGCUGGUGAUUGGUGUUGCAGCAGUGGUUGAUCAACGUGUUGGAGAAGUGGUCACAAUUUCUUCCCGGACUAAUCCCCACACUGGAUCAGUGUCUGGCCUUCGCAUCAUUGAUGUCACAUCUCGGGCGAUACGCAUUUCAUGGUCACCGGCCUCCAGAGCGACUGGUUACAAGAUCACUUGGCGCCGUGAUGAUGGAGUUGAAACAACUCGGAACGUGGCUGCUGAUGCCUCCACCUUUACCAUUGAUGGACUACAAGCAGAUUCUGCCUACAGUGUUUCAGUUUCUGCGUUGAUUGGCUCUCGAGAAGGAAGUCCUGCUACCCUGACUAUCAGAACAGAAUCAGAUCAGUCUGUGGUCGGGACUGUGACAUCUCUGCAAGUCCAGGAAACCCGGGGAGAGGUUGUCCGAGUCACUUGGGUCGGUGUUCAGGGAGCAACGGCCUAUCGUGUGUCUUGGAGGAAAACAGAUGGUGGUGAGGAGAGGAGUCAGCUGGUGGGGGGAGAUGUGACAGCAGUGGAUUUAGACCGUCUGGACCCUGGAGCUCAGUAUGAGGUGCAGGUCAAGGCUUUAGUUCAGAACCGAGAGGGAACUCCUGUGUCUGUCAGAGUCACCACACCUGGUGCUACACUAGGUACCACAACCUUACAAGUGGCAGAGAUUACCCAGAGUUCUGUGCGGCUGGGCUGGGCUCCACUACGAGGUGCCACGGGUUAUGUUUUACGCUGGAGAGAAGAGAGAGACACUGGCCGAGGCCUGUCUGUCACACUCCCUGCCUCAUCCACCUCUUACCAGGUGACUGGGCUUCGUUUGGGCCGUCGAUACAGCUUUACUAUACAGCCCACCUAUGCAAGUGGACUAGGAACAGAAAACUCUGUUAAUGAACGCACUGUGUGUGUGGGCGGGCGUCUGGACGUGGUGUUCCUGGUGCCGGCAUCUACGGAUCGGAUUAACCUCGCAAGUCCUUUGCGUGCACUUCUAACAAGUGCAGCUGGGUCGCUCAACACUAUUGGAGCCCGCGACUCACAGAUGGGAGUUGUUGUGUAUGGUUACAGACCCAAAAUAUGGUUCCUGCUUAAUCGUCAUAGCAGGUCUGACACACUGCUUCAAGAGAUCCUGUCUACACCCUUUGAUGAAAGCCCGGGCAAUAACAUUGGCCAGGCGGUGACUCUCACCCAACAGUAUGUUCUUACCCCCUCAGCUGGACGAAGACCGAGGGUCCCUGGUGUUGUUGUCAUCAUUGCUGACAAAAAAUCUGCAGACAAUCUCACUCUUGCUGCCAGCAAUCUCAGAGCUGCAGGUGUGAGAGUGUUAGCAGUGGGUGUAGACCAGGCGGACACUGAGGAGCUGCGUAGAGUGUUGACGGAUGGCAACACCCAGAACAUCUUGUAUACACGUGAUGUAGCACAGUUGAACACACUACAUACCGGUCUGGCAGACCUUCUCUGUGGUAUUGCCAGAACACCAGAGACACCUACAGGUCCAGACCAGUGUAACGUUCAGUGCCCUCGGGGUGAAAAAGGAAGUAGUGGAGAGAAGGGUGAUAGUGGCAGAGAUGGUGCAGCGGGACGCAAAGGAGAGCCUGGGCGUGAUGGUUUGCCCGGGAGGGAUGGCCCCAGAGGACCUGAAGGGCGCGCAGGUCCACCAGGCCCAGCUGGACCUUUUGACCCCUCAGGGAGGGUCAAAGGUGAAAAAGGGGAGCGAGGUUUUCCUGGUAUUGAUGGGAGUCCGGGGUUGCCAGGACGACCAGGUUCUCCCGGUAAUGUAGGAGUCCCGGGUUCACAGGGGCUACCUGGUAUCAGAGGAGACCCAGGUGAAACAGGUGUAUCAGGGUCAUCAGGGUCAAAGGGCGAUAAAGGCGAAAGGGGUGAGCCAGGUUCAGCCAUAUCUGGAGGGGGCCUUCCAGGGAGGAAAGGAGAGUCAGGCAUCCCAGGAAUACCGGGUACCCCCGGUCGGCCAGGCAGUGACGGGACUAAAGGAGUUUCUGGAGCUCCAGGAUUGCCAGGUCAGGAUGGUCGCCCAGGAAUACCAGGAACACCAGGACUCUCUAUCAAGGGAGACAAGGGCAGUACAGGAGAGAGGGGACCUCCAGGAGUAGGCAGUGGGGUGGCUGUGAAGGGCGAGAGGGGCUCCCCAGGCAUUCCAGGACCUCCCGGGGAUCAGGGUCUUAGAGGGCUAGCAGGACCACAGGGCUCCAAAGGAGACAAGGGUGACAGUGGUAAUGGGCCACCCGGACCUGCAGGCAGGCAAGGAGAACCUGGGGACAGGGGUCCUCGUGGGUCUCCGGGAGAAAUUGGCAGCAAGGGUGACCGAGGACAGCCAGGUGAGCCUGGAUCACAGGGAGACAGGGGGGAGAGAGGACUGACUGGUGAAACUGGAGAGAGAGGGGACGCAGGGAAACCAGGCCUCGCAGGAACACCAGGGUUGAGAGGUUUACCAGGGCUCAGCGGAGUUGAAGGAGAAAAGGGAAACAAAGGUGAACGAGGGGAGCCCGCCAGAAGUGUUCCAGGUUCGGCAGGACAGAAAGGGGAGCGGGGGGAACGGGGCCUGUCUGGUCUUGAGGGGCAGAGGGGAGAAAAGGGAGAGCAAGGACAGAGAGGCGAGAAAGGGUCUUCAGGGUCAGGAGGGUCAGGCGUGCUUGGACCAAAAGGAGAUCCAGGAGAGCGAGGACUUGCUGGUAUCAAUGGAAAGCCGGGUGCCAAGGGCGACCCAGGUGAGCCAGGGGACAGAGGGGAGAAUGGACGACCAGGAAUCCCAGGAAAGCCCGGUCUUCCAGGAAAAGAGGGAGGGACAGGAGAGAAGGGUGACGAAGGCACUCCUGGGGAGUCUGGACUUCCAGGGAAGCCAGGAGAAAGAGGACUGAGGGGACUUGCCGGUCAGCCAGGACGACCAGGAGAGAAAGGAGACAUGGGAGAUCCAGGAGAGCAUGGACGAAAUGGCAGCCCUGGACCUGCGGGAGCAAGAGGAGAUAAAGGAGAACAGGGACCUCAAGGGCCUGCAGGACCACCAGGAAAAAUUUCUGACAUCUCAGCCCAGAUGAAAGGAGAGAGAGGAGAGAAGGGAGAUGCGGGCGACCCAGGAGAGCAUGGCGGCAAAGGUCAGAAAGGUGAAGCAGGGACUCCCGGAACCGCAGGCAUACGAGGUCCAGAGGGACAACGGGGGCCUGCAGGCACACGAGGUGACACAGGAGAAAGAGGAGUGCCUGGAGAGAAGGGAGAAAGGGGAGCAUCCGGGCUAGAUGGACGUCCUGGUCUGGAUGGUAAACUAGGUGCUUCUGGACCACCUGGUCAGAGGGGUGACCCUGGGAAACAGGGAGAUCCUGGGAGAGAUGGUUUACCAGGACUUAGAGGGGGGCAGGGACCCCCAGGGCCUGUUGGGCCUCCAGGCACUGCAGGAACACCUGGGAAAGCAGGUGAAGAUGGUAAAAUUGGGCCUCCUGGUAAAAUGGGUGAGGAUGGUGUGCCAGGUGAAGAUGGGAGAAAGGGUGACAAAGGAGAAACUGGAGCAGCUGGAAGAGAUGGCCGUGACGGGCUGAAAGGAGAUCGGGGCCCUGUUGGGCCUGCUGGCCCCUCUGGCCCUUCAGGACUUCGUGGAGCACCUGGCAGCAUUGGACCUCCUGGAGAGGUUCUGUACGUAAAAGGAGUUGAAGCGACACCAAUCCCAGGUCCACAGGGGCCUCCAGGAACCCCUGGUAUACCUGGGUUCCCGGGAGCUGUGGGUGGCAGAGGGGAGAGAGGUCUACCUGGUCUUAAAGGUGACGCUGGGGACCCAGGAGAGGACGGGGCACCAGGCAAACCUGGAACAGCAGUGGACGUACAGAGGGCUCUGGCCAGUCUUGGUGUCCAGGUGUCUGAUCUGAAGGUGGUUAUAGACAAGAAGGAUGUACCAGUGGCUCCUGUGCAGAAAGCAGAGAGAGGUGAAAAAGGAGACAGGGGUGAAUCCGGACCAAGAGGACCACCUGGUGUAGAUGGUGUUCGUGGUGUUCCAGGAGAGAGAGGAACAAAAGGGGAACAUGGGGAGCGAGGACCCAUGGGGGCGACUGGGCCUAUAGGACGAGCCAUUGGAGAGCGAGGACCAGAGGGUCCUUCAGGACCAGCUGGAGAGUCUGGCAAGCCAGGUAUACCAGGUGUUCCUGGGCGUGCUGGGGAACUCGGGGAGGCUGGAAGACCAGGAGAUAAGGGCGACAGGGGAGAGAAGGGUGACAAAGGAGAAGCUGGUAGAAUCGGACUAACAGGACCAGCCGGCCCACAAGGUCAAAAGGGAGCAUCUGCUGAAUCAGUACUGGUUGGUACACCUGGUGUCAGAGGCCCUCCUGGACUUACAGGACAGAAGGGAGAGCCCGGUGUUGCAGGACCACAGGGACCUAAAGGAGACCGAGGUUUUGCAGGGUCUCGUGGCGAUAAAGGAGACAGGGGGGAGUCUGGAGAUAAAGGACGGGAUGGCUCACAGGGAAUACCAGGAGAACCAGGUAAACCUGGUCAGGAUGGGAAACCGGGUCUGAUAGGACUUGCUGGUCCUCGAGGCCAACCAGGGAAUCCAGGAGAACCCGGCGUAAGAGGGCCAACUGGCCCCAUGGGUCCCAAUGGGCUUCCAGGUCCAUCAGGUGUGAAGGGUAAUCAAGGAGAGCCUGGUGUUGGCGUCCAGGGUCCUCCUGGUGCCCAAGGGAGCACAGGUCUACCAGGACCAUCAGGUCCUCCAGGAGCUGUUGGUCCACAGGGCCCUCCGGGACUGUCAGGGCAAGUGGGUGAAUCAGGUAAACCUGGGGUCCCUGGAAGAGAUGGGGUGCCUGGCAAAGAAGGAGUACAUGGAUUACCAGGGAAGCAGGGCAUUGCUGGACCUCCAGGGCUGCCAGGCUUAAAAGGGGAGCAGGGAGACAGCGGUCCUCCAGGGAAGGCUGUGGCUGGACCUCCUGGACCUAAAGGAGAGAGGGGUCUUUCCGGUCAAACACUGCCAGGUAUAACAGGCGAGAGAGGUCUAUCUGGUGAAAAGGGUGUAAGAGGAGACAAAGGUGGUGCUGGCAGCAAAGGAGAAAGAGGUGUGGAUGGUGAACCAGGAGAGCCCGGAGAAGAUGGGGCACAGGGACCUUCUGGGCCAAAAGGAGAUAAGGGAGAAAAGGGCAUAGGACUGGUGGGUCCUCCUGGUCGGGUUGGGCCUCCGGGUUUGAAGGGAGAUCUAGGCCAUCCCGGGCCAGCCGGUCCUCCUGGGCCACAGGGGAAGUCAGGUGAUAAUGGACAGCCCGGUGUGAGAGGAGAAACUGGACAAAUAGGACCUCCUGGACCACAGGGGGAGAGGGGUCUCCCAGGCUUUGCAGGUCGGCCAGGAAAUGUGGGAGCGCCUGGUUCUCCUGGACCUCUUGGAGAGGCAGGCUCUCCUGGUACCAACGGGGGCAAAGGAGACAAGGGGGAGGUUGGAGUGGGAGUUACAGGACCCAGGGGAGAGAGAGGAGAUCCAGGAUCCAGGGGCGAAGAGGGUCGCGCUGGCUUGGAUGGGGAGAGAGGACCAUCUGGUCCUCCAGGGAUUCGUGGUAUUCGGGGAGAGAAGGGAGACAUCGGGCUGCAAGGUGACAAAGGAGAGAAGGGGGACACUGUGCUGGUGGGAGGACCUGCUGGAGAAAAGGGCAACAAAGGAGAACAAGGGGACCGAGGGCCCAAAGGUGUGCAGGGAGAAAAAGGGGUGAAGGGUCAAGAGGGUCCUGCAGGGGAGCAGGGUCUGAGAGGAGAGCCAGGAGAAAGAGGAUCCACAGGCUUCCCUGGUGCCCGUGGCCCAGGUGGACAAAAGGGAGAAGCAGGCCAACCUGGAGUACCUGGUGAAAUGGGUUUACCAGGAAAAGAUGGCAUGCACGGGCUUCAGGGGACCAAGGGAGAGACUGGUAUUAUAGGAAUGAGAGGAAUCAAGGGUGACCGAGGACUCAAGGGCGCUUGUGGAGACAGUGGACCCAAAGGAGAGAAGGGGGAUGCUGGGAUUCAUGGGCGAUCAGGCCUACCGGGAAGAAAAGGUGAACAGGGUGAUGUUGGACCUCUUGGGGCUCCUGGGUCCUCAGGAAAAGAGGGACUAGUGGGUCCCAAGGGUGACCGUGGUUUUGACGGGGUGGCAGGACCCAAAGGAGCUCAGGGAGAGAAAGGUGAAAGGGGUCCACCUGGUGCACCCGGCCCUACGGGUCCUAGAGGUGUGGAUGGAGCCUCUGGCCUGACUGGCACUCAGGGACCGGCUGGUGCUAGAGGUCCUGAGGGGCUCCAAGGACAAAAGGGAGAACGAGGGCCGAUUGGUCCCGCCAUGAUUGGUCCACGCGGUAUCCCAGGGAUCCCGGGAGAGCGGGGGCAGCCGGGAGAGAUGGGCCCAGAUGGAGGCAAGGGUGACAGAGGAGAGCCAGGCAUGACGGAGGAUGAGGUCAGAGAUUACGUUCGCUCAGAGAUGAGUCAGCACUGUGCGUGUGGAGGUUUAGGCCCAGUCGUUCGGUCCAGGCCAACGGUCAGGGCUCGGCCUACACCAGAGCAUCAGCUGGUCGUGAAGGGUGAGGAGGGCCGUGAGGUGCGUGUGGUGGUGAACACAAACGACCCUGACUACGAGCACAUCUACUCCAUUGAGGCCUACGAUGACCCCAAUGAGGAGCUGCUCUACUUCAGACCUUCUGCCAACCAGAGUGAUGCUCCAGCAGACCUCUGUCUGCUGCCAAUGGAGGAGGGGAACUGUGGACGAUACACUCUGCGAUGGUACUUUAACAGUCAGGCUCAGGCCUGCAGGCCUUUUAUCUACAGCGGCUGUGAAGGAAACAGCAACCGUUUCCUCCACCUGGAAGAGUGUGAGGAGGCCUGCCUUGGGGAGGCCAAAGGUACUUUCUUCUUGAAGACAGCACGGUGAUUGUGGCCAUCUCCUCCUCAUCCACAGGAAUGUUUGCCUUUAUUUAGCUUUUAUAGAUCAUUAUUUUGUCUGAUGUCAAUGGUCAAGAUUUGUUAUUGUUUAUUUAUUGUUUCUUUAA